This is a messenger RNA of Solanum tuberosum (potato), 1486 nucleotides long. RefSeq lists its product as uncharacterized. Bases 21 to 1313 code for a protein of 430 amino acids. NCBI's taxonomy places the organism in Eukaryota, Viridiplantae, Streptophyta, Magnoliopsida, Solanales, Solanaceae. The record is from RefSeq and is a predicted model, not a curated record. The transcript is spliced from 5 exons.
AAAGUUCAACAUAAAGCAAAAUGAGAAUGAUAAUGUACGCUACUACUUUUCAUACCAAAUUUGGUUUCUCCUUUCUGUCUCCAUUUAUUCAAAAGGUAGUUCACCCACCAUUAUUGACCUCUUCAAAAUCUUUAUAUACUUCUAACAAAUUCAAUCAAACAUCUGUCUUCUCACUCAUUAAAGCUCAACAUUUCAAUAUUCUCCCAACAAAGCCAUUUAAUCAUCUUCAAGAUUCCAUUUUUUUUCAUUCCAAUUCUAGUCAAGGUAUGCUCGGGAAAGUUUUAGUUGUCUUGUUGGUUUCAGGUCUAGCAUGGGCAUUCCCAGCCCUCCUACCUCCACCUCCCAGAAUCUGUGGCUCUCCUGAUGGUCCAACAGUUACCGGACCUAGAAUCAAACUUAGGUAUGGAAGACAUUUGGCUUAUAAGGAGCAUGGUGUACCCAAAGAAACGGCCAAAUAUAAGGUCGUAUAUGCACAUAGCUUUGGUUCUACGAGAUAUGAGUCAGCUAUUGCAUCCUUGGAAACACUUGAAGAAUUAGGGGUGUAUGUUGUCUCUUUUGAUAGACCUGGUUAUGGGGAAAGCGAUCCACAUCCAAAACGAACCAUACAAACUACAGCUUUGGAUAUGGAAGAGCUUGCUGAUCAACUCGGACUUGGCCCAAAAUUUUAUGUUAUGGGGUAUUCCAUGGGUGGUCAUUCAGUUUGGGGUUGCCUUAAGUACAUCCCUAAUCGGUUAGCUGGAGCAGCUCUAGUUGCUCCCGUUGUCAAUUACUGGUGGCCUAGCUUUCCUGCUAAUUUAUCCACAGAAGGAUACAAUCUACAGCUCACACAGGACCAAUGGGCACUUCGAGUUGCACAUUAUGCGCCUUGGCUAGUCUACUGGUGGAACACUCAGAAGUGGUUCCCGUACAAUAGUGUUUUAUCUGGAAAACUCAAAAUGUCUCCCCCAGAUUUAGAAGUUGUUUCCAGAUCUGCUAAGCAUGCAAACGAAAUGCAAAAACUAAAGGAAUAUGCUGUAAAGCAAGGAGUAUUUGAGUCCCUUCACCGUGACAUGAUGGUGGGUUUCGGGAAAUGGGAUUUUGAUCCUAUGGAUCUUAAGAACCUUUUCUCAAAUGGUUCGAUCCACUUGUGGCAUGGUGAUGAAGACUGGGUUGUGCCUGUUAUAUUACAGCGUUACGUCGUAGAAAGGCUUCCAUGGAUAAACUACCAUGAAAUACCUAAUGUUGGACAUCUAGUUAUGCAUGAUCCAGCCAUGAAGGAGGUUAUCUGGAAGACAUUUUUGACAGGAGAGAAAGAACAAAUAGUGCAGUCUUAAAGAGGAAAAAUGAAAAUUACUUGUGAGAAAAAUCUUUCUAAAUUGUUCUUUUUUUGAUUCCCAACUAUACAUUCCAAUAUUAUUGUAAGAAUUAUGUCCACCUUGUAAUUGUUAAAAAUAUGCACAAUUUUUAAAAAUUGUUUUUGGCGUUUGUCUCAACUCUCAAGUGACUA